CAGCCUGGACCCACUCGAACAGAGGCAGCCAGCGGAACCUGCUUCCCCGAGAGCAGCUGAGCCUGGUCACGGGCUGGCCCCUCUGCUGCCCCGGGAGCGGGCCAUGCCGCCGCGGGAGCUGAGCGAGCCCGAGCCGCCCCCUCUCCGGGCCCCGACCCCGCCUCCGCGGCGGCGCAGCGCGCCCCCGGAGCUAGGUAUCAAGUGCGUGCUGGUGGGCGACGGGGCGGUGGGCAAGAGCAGCCUCAUCGUCAGCUACACCUGCAAUGGGUACCCCGCGCGCUACCGGCCCACAGCCCUGGACACCUUCUCCGUGCAAGUCCUGGUGGAUGGAGCCCCGGUGCGCAUUGAGCUCUGGGAUACAGCCGGACAGGAGGACUUUGAUCGGCUUCGUUCCCUCUGCUACCCGGAUACCGACGUCUUCCUGGCAUGCUUCAGCGUGGUGCAGCCCAGCUCCUUCCAAAACAUCACAGAGAAAUGGCUGCCCGAGAUCCGGACCCACAACCCCCAGGCACCCGUGCUGCUGGUGGGCACCCAGGCCGACCUGAGGGACGAUGUCAAUGUACUGAUUCAGCUGGACCAAGGAGGCCGGGAGGGCCCGGUGCCCCAGCCCCAGGCUCAAGGUCUGGCGGAAAAGAUCCGGGCCUGCUGCUACCUGGAGUGCUCGGCUUUGACCCAGAAGAACCUGAAGGAGGUAUUUGACUCUGCCAUUCUCAGUGCCAUCGAGCACAAAGCACGGCUGGAGAAGAAACUGAAUGCCAAAGGUGUGCGCACCCUCUCCCGGUGCCGCUGGAAGAAGUUCUUCUGCUUUGUUUGAACAGCUAUGGCAUGCAGUGCGCUGGAGGCUGGAGGCCAGAGACUUCCGGAAUGUGGGGCAGCGGGCCUUUGAGGGGGUUCCUGGCAGGGCCUGGUUACCCUAUGGGACUCAGUUUCCUUCUGAACACUGGGGACAUUCUCCUCUAACGGCCCGCUCUGAUAUGUCAGGGGGUCCGGUCCCUAGGGCCGGAAGGAGGAACGGCUCUGAUUUGAAUUUCUGCUGUCAAGGCUAACAAAGAAAGCCCAGCAUGUUGAUUUUCAUGGGAUGGCCCUAAUAGUGUUGGCCACCUUGGAGCAGUUUGGGAUCUAAUUCCCAGGUCCCCAAAUCAGUAUGGCUGAGUCAGGACUGCUUGUGGUGGUCCCCACCCCUUCUUUAAUACUGGGGGGCUGAGGAAGAGCCUUGGGAACAGCUGGGCAUCUUGGAGGGCUGGCAGGUGUCCAGCCAUGAUUUGGAGAGAAGUUUAAGAUAUGCCAUGAGGGGUUGAGAGGAAGGGAACGUGAGCCCUGAAGCUGUGGGGCUGGAGGUAGACCAGAGGGCUUGGCCUGGAAGGAGGAAGACAGGAGAGCAGGGAACUGAGGCAGCAGAGGAGCAGGCUGACAGCUGGGCUGCCUUCCCGGCCGCCGGGGCCAGGGGGCGGGGCUGGUCCCUGGGAAGAACUAGAUCCCAGGGCUCCCUAGGCACUGCCCAAACUGGCUGGGCCAGAGUGGGGCAGGAAGUGAGAGUCCUGGCCCAGCCAAGGGAGGGGGAGGAGCUGCAAAUUAAAGCCUGAAGGAAGAAGAGGCUGGGGGCCAUCCCUCUCCCCAGGGUCACAACCUAGAAGGUAGAGCAGUGCAGAGCCUGCAAAUAAAACCUGACAUUUCUGAA
Tupaia belangeri chinensis (Chinese tree shrew) is the source of this 1678-nucleotide messenger RNA. RefSeq names its product ras homolog family member V (gene RHOV). Gene Ontology annotation, molecular function: GTP binding; GTPase activity. The transcript has 3 exons. The record is from RefSeq and is a predicted model, not a curated record. Gene Ontology annotation, biological process: small GTPase-mediated signal transduction. Bases 104 to 814 code for a protein of 236 amino acids. NCBI's taxonomy places the organism in Eukaryota, Metazoa, Chordata, Mammalia, Scandentia, Tupaiidae.